GCACAGUUUCCCCCCGAUUUCAUUUUAUUGCCGCGAGAGAGACAGCCAGGCAAACGCCCACUAUUCUCUUCGUCUCUGCCUUUCCAUCUCCCUCCUCCCUCCGAUCCCCUCUUUCUUCCAGAUUUGUCUCCUCCGUCGUCAUCGUGGCCGCUUGCCCGGCGGUGGCUCGAUUCGUCGUCGCGGCUCUCUCAAUCCUGACCGGAAAUCAAUCGACCAGAACCCUAGGUUUCGGGACUGUUUGAGCCGAGCGGAGUGAUUGGUAGAUUAUCUUUGGAUGCUUUUUGCUCGGAAGAACUUUAUUUAGGUUCUCUUCAUAGAUAACUGCAGGCUGAUUUGGGUGCUUUCAGGGAGCUGCAGAUUUCCCGCUUGAUGAGGUUGUGAGCUGAGUGGCGGACGGGUUGCGGUUAAGUGAUUCAGAGUUCUUUAAUGGCAAAAGUGGCGCCGCCUGCUUCUUUACCUCCCAAUUCUCUGCAAAUUGGCGGGGGUCCUUUAAAUGUUGGUCCGAUGGCCAAGAGGAAGACGCCGUCUGACCUCAGACGAGAGCAGUUGAGGAGGACAAGUAUAGCUGAGCUUAUGGGGGAAUCUAAGCUAUCUAUGCCUGGGAAAACGAACAACACUGGCGAGGCAGAGAAUGGGGUUAAGAAACCUGAUGUGUUCAGGAAUCCAAAGUAUAUUCAUACUCGCCUGGAUGAAGUGUAUCCCAUUAAAAAGUCGAGAUUGGGGAUCCUCCCUGUGAAAGAGAAAGUAAAGGAAGACAAAUCAACCGAGCAACUUGACAAUCUGAAGAAUCUUCCCAUUCUUACCAAUUUGGCACCCGAGAAGCGAGAAACCUGCUCGGAGAAACUUGUAGCUCAUGUGGAUGUCUCAACAGAUUGUAGCACAAAAGCUCACCAAACAAUUGAAAAAUGUAGUCAAAAUAUAUUUCGUACAGUUGCUGAGCUUUCGACUUAUGGGAAACAAUCCUCAGGCCUUGCAGUUGUUGACAUGGAUAAGGCCUUGAAAGGAUUGGCUGCUUGUGAACCUGCAAGCCAUUCACGUUUAAAUACUGAUACCACUGGGAAAUCAGGCCAUUACUCUGACAAUUUCUGCUCAGAGUGCUGCAUACCUGGCAAGAAACCUCCACUCGAUUUUACAUUGAAAACAAAAAUGCGACUGUUGUGUGCUUGCUCAGUGAGUGGGUUUCACAGGUCAAUCUUGUCUAGCACAUACAGAACCACUCCACAGUUCAUUUUUCAACAGGGCUGUGCUGAAGAAAGCUGUGGCCCAUUACAAACCCUGAAUUCCCAAUUGUGUAACCCUAAAUCUCUACAUUCUUGGGUUUAUCCACAAUCUACAUUACCACCUGCUGUCAUUUCAGUAUUGUCUUCAUCAGCUGCAGAGGGAGAUUUUCUAAGGAAACGGCAAGUGGCUUGGGCGGAUUCGUUUCGGAGUCUCUAUUACUUGCUUCGCAAGAACAUUUGCAGCAUUUUUUAUGUUUGUACUUCACACUUUGUGGUUAUGUUCACCAAUGGUGGAGGCUCGGGGUGCAGCGCCUACAUCUCGCAAUCAACUAUAAAUCUCCGGUCUUUGUUAAGAGAACAUGAUGUGUGCUUCUCUAUGCCACUUUGCCAUUCCAAAGUGGAGCAAGUUGCCACUGAACAUCUGGUUGAGCUAGCAGCAAUUCGGAGGGAAAACUUGGGCCAGGUUCGGAAUCCUAGUUCCUUGGACAAUGUUGAUAAUACCCCAGAAUCCUUACUGGCCUUCAAGGAAAAUAUACAUGUGCAGGGACUCUAUGAUUUCCUCUUAAAUUACAGAUCCUCCUUGACUCUCUUGUCUGGAGUGGACGUUCCAGUACUGUAUUCACCUAUUCCAUUUCCAAACGCUGCCCUUUCUGCUCCAGAGAUAAGUUGUGUGGAUAUGAAGAGAGCUGACCAUGCUGAAGCUUCCCCUAAAGAUGGCUCAUCUGUCACUCUCAGCUCAAUUAUUGAAGUAAAGGGAACAUUUAUCCCGCCAUGGAUUGUUAGCCGCAUUUGUGCCCUGAUGAGCUGUGAGGCAACGAACUUCGAGGCAAGCUUCGCUACAGAACCCACUUCGAUCGGCUUGAAUGUUGCGAUUAAGAAUUUUGAUGAGAAAUCCAACUCUGUUGCGGAAACAGUACAAGAAAGUGGUAGCAGUGCUUUAGGCUUGUCCGAAGCAAUUGUUGCUCCUUGCUUGAGCUCAGGCUUUUUAACAGGAUUGAAGUAUAGGGAUAAUUCUUACAUAGCCUCUCUCUCACCAGCAUGAGAGGUUUCCUUUUAAACACUACUGGUCUUCACCUUUUUGCCUGUUUAGAAUUGAAUCAAACCAUUUCCUUUCUUUUAGCCUCUGCAAUUUAUUUUCAUCUUUGCAGCUACUAGCUGCUAUAAACAUGGACAAAGCAAGAGGAAUUUGAAGUAAAACAGAGAAC
Molecule: messenger RNA, 2425 nt
Organism: Linum tenue
Lineage: Eukaryota; Viridiplantae; Streptophyta; Magnoliopsida; Malpighiales; Linaceae
Source: the annotation of a GenBank genome assembly